AUGUCAUCAGAACAAGCACGUCUUACACCAGGGGCGAUAGAUAACAAAAGAGAAGAUUCUAAAACACCUUUAGAAAACGAAAUGAUACACAAGCCUCAGCAUCAAAAAGAUUUUCAUAAAAUCAAGCCAGUUAUCCCACAAGGUGUAAUGGAAGGAGAACCUCAAAAGUUUACAAUUAUUCCACAUUCUGAAGGAGGACCUGCUGAAGGACAAAUUUUUGUAGAGGAAGAUCCAUAUAUAACAAAUGUUAAAACAAUGAAAGGAAGUAAAGACUAG
Blepharisma stoltei is the source of this 276-nucleotide messenger RNA. The record is from the annotation of a GenBank genome assembly. NCBI's taxonomy places the organism in Eukaryota, Ciliophora, Heterotrichea, Heterotrichida, Blepharismidae.